Messenger RNA from Folsomia candida, 1296 nucleotides. RefSeq names its product prostaglandin reductase 1. Lineage: Eukaryota; Metazoa; Arthropoda; Collembola; Entomobryomorpha; Isotomidae. Gene Ontology annotation, biological process: prostaglandin metabolic process. The record is from RefSeq and is a predicted model, not a curated record. Bases 211 to 1212 code for a protein of 333 amino acids. Gene Ontology annotation, molecular function: 2-alkenal reductase [NAD(P)H] activity; 15-oxoprostaglandin 13-reductase [NAD(P)+] activity. Gene Ontology annotation, cellular component: cytoplasm. The transcript has 9 exons.
UGUCAUGUCAUGCUUGGCCCAACAAAAACAUAGCGUAAUUAAAUUAUAUGUACAUAUGGACAUUGGAACUGGUGCUCGAGUGUGCGCUAAUGUGACGCUAAUGUUUUGUAUAUAAUUGCGAUACGGGUAAACUUCACGAGGCAGUCGGAUAAAUAACUUUGGUCAAAUACAUACCGAUAUAAUCUAUAAAUAUACAAUUUAUUAUUCAUCAUGAAUUCCAAAAAGUGGACAGUCGUUUCCAAAGCUCAAGGACUUCCUAAAGUCAGCGAUUUUAAAAUUGUCGAAGAGCCCAUUCCUGAACUUCAGGAUGGAGAAAUCUUGUGCAAAGCUGAAUGGCUCACGGUGGAUCCCUAUAUGCGAAACAGAAUGGACAGUUCAGUUGGAGCUGCAAUGGUUGGGGAGCAGAUUGCAAAAGUUAUCAAAAGUAAAUCCCCGGAUUACCCUGAAGGAACCGUUGUUCUAGGGUAUUUUGGAUGGAGAGAUUUGACAGUGUACAAAGUGCCUCCAAAGGAGAAACAAGGAUUUGGAUCAAUUUAUAAAGUCCCUGACUUGAAGAGUCUCCCGGUAUCGUAUGCUUUGGGAUCAUGCGGAAUGCCAGGAAAUACCGCCUACUUCGGACUAACCAGACUUUGCGACCCAAAACCAGGAGAAACCGUCGUGGUGUCGGCGGCAGCUGGAGCAGUUGGCAGUGUUGUGGGGCAGAUAUCAAAAAUCAAAGGUUGUACCGUUAUCGGUUAUGCGGGCAGUGACGAUAAAGUCGAAUGGCUGAAAGAACUCGGAUUUGACCAUGCAUUCAACUAUAAGAAAGAAGGAGUGGAUGAAACCUUGAAAAAAUACGCUCCAAAAGGGGUCGACUGCUAUUUUGACAAUGUCGGUGGGGAGUUUGCCUACAAUGUCGUGAAAAAUAUGAACUCAAACGGCCGAAUUGCCUUGUGCGGUGCAAUUGAGACUUACAACCGAGAUUCCAGCCAGCUUCCAAUGGUCCCAUUCGAUUAUGGAACCAUGAUCUACAAGCAAAUAAAAAUGGAAGGGUUUAUGGUCGUUCGAUGGUGGCAGGAAUGGUUUCAAGGUGUGAGUCAGUUGCGUGAUUGGAUUAUUGAGGGAAAGAUCAAGGUUCAAGAAACCAGAGUGGAAGGAUUCGAUCAAAUGCCACUUGCAUUUAUUAAUCUCCUUCAGGGUAAAAACACUGGGAAAAUGAUUGUAAAAGCGUGAUUUGUUGACUUUGGGUUAUUCAUUUCUAUGUGUAAAUAAUAUUCUUAAAUUAAACUAAAAUCUAGCCAAAAGUGCUGAUCCAGA